AUGAACGACCUCAAAUCCCAGCUUUCGCGGCUAGACCUAUCGCACUAUCAUGAUACCUUUGUUGACGAGGGCUUCGACACAUGGGAAACACUCAUGGACAUAACAGAAGCUGAUUUAGAGGUUCUCGGAGUGAAGCUUGGCCAUCGGAGGAAACUCCAGAGAGCGAUAUUCAAUGCGUCCAAGGACAGGACACCUUUGCCUUCGCCAUUCCGGUCCACACACGUUGACGAGUCUGCUGGCCAAGACGACUCGAAGAAAGGCCGGGAUUCACAAAGCCAUCAAGAUGGUCACCAGAACCAGCACAAUGCAGGCCAGACCAACGGCGCACCCCAAAGGUCGAAACGAAAGUACAGACGGCACCCCAAACCUGACGAACACGCACCAGAACGACCGCCAUCUGCAUAUGUCAUCUUCUCCAACCAAAUACGCGAUCAACUCAGAGGCAAGGACCUUAGCUUUACUGAAAUUGCGAAACUGGUAGGUGAGCGCUGGCAAGAGCUACAAGCGCACGAAAAGGAGCCUUGCGAACGCGAAGCACAGACUCUCAAGGACAAGUAUUACUCGGAGCUCCGCAAAUACAAGAAGACGCCCCAAUACAAGGAGUACCAGGAGUAUCUAAUAGACUUUAAAGCAAAACACUCGGAAUCAAACCAUCAAGAGAACUUCAAGAAGCCCAAAUUACAAAAAGGAGGUAGCCAGAAUCGCAGCUGGGACGAGUCGGUCGCCGACGGAGACGAGAGAGGUGAUGGUGCCGAUGGUGUCGACGAUGUCGAUGGCAAUGAUGGCGUCGAGGGCGAAGACGGCACACACGAUCGAAGUGGCUCGCCGCCUAUCAAGGCUCUACCUUCACCAACCAACGCCUCGCCCAAUGUCGAUUCUUUCCGCCUCUUUCCUCUCCCCAAGAAUGCACCUCCUUCGGAUGAGGGCACCGUGUCUUCCUACUCCGCCUGGCGAUCGUCUACCCAGCCCAGUCUUCCUCUGGCCAUCCACAGACAGAUGACCAACACCACAGCCACUACUCAAUCCGACGAUGGCUCCCAAUCGCCCUCCAGCUCUCGCCUCUCCUAUCCCGCUACUCGCAGUAGCGGUCCACCCAAACCCUCCACCACCACGCUGCCCCCGCUCAGCCAUCUCGAUUCGAUGAGCUCACGCAAAUCUUCCGACGCUACGCCUCUCCUCAACUGGCCUCUGCAUACCACUCUACCUCCCAUCGACCCAAGAGGCAUCGGCCAGCACUCGGCCCAAGCCACUCAGUAUUCAUCUCCGACCUCCCGACGUACGCCCCAUCCGCCUCACCCGCUACAUCCCCCGCCAUUAUUGCCCCUCAAGGACUCUCAAGACCUGGACCUCCAGAACAAGGCCUCACUCUCGACACUCUUACGUGCCACCGAACACGUCGAACGCGACGGAACGCGCUCGUCCAACUCGAGUCACCAAGGAAGCAGUCGAAGAACAUCAUAG
This is a messenger RNA of Aureobasidium pullulans EXF-150, 1461 nucleotides long. RefSeq lists its product as uncharacterized. Gene Ontology annotation, cellular component: nucleus. NCBI's taxonomy places the organism in Eukaryota, Fungi, Ascomycota, Dothideomycetes, Dothideales, Saccotheciaceae. Gene Ontology annotation, biological process: regulation of gene expression. Gene Ontology annotation, molecular function: protein binding. The transcript is spliced from 6 exons. The record is from RefSeq and is a predicted model, not a curated record. The coding region runs from base 1 to 1461 and encodes 486 amino acids.